Messenger RNA from Setaria italica (foxtail millet), 949 nucleotides. RefSeq names its product exosome complex component CSL4. Gene Ontology annotation, cellular component: cytoplasm; nuclear exosome (RNase complex). The coding region runs from base 57 to 659 and encodes 200 amino acids. Gene Ontology annotation, biological process: RNA processing. Gene Ontology annotation, molecular function: RNA binding. Lineage: Eukaryota; Viridiplantae; Streptophyta; Magnoliopsida; Poales; Poaceae. The record is from RefSeq and is a predicted model, not a curated record. The transcript is spliced from 7 exons.
AGUGAGAAAGGCAACGAAAACCCUCGCCCGCUUCCCCCAAACCCCAACAACUGCCAAUGGCGGCCACCGCGAUGGACCAGGACGGCGGCGGCGGCGACGUGGUCACGCCGGGGGAGCUCCUCGGUAACUCGUUAACCCUCGUGGCUGGGCGCGGAGCCUACGCGGAUGGUCGCUCCGUGCGCGCGUCGGUCACAGGCCACCGCCGCAUCGUGCCGCCCGCACCUGGCUCCGACGACCAGAGGUCUACGGUGGAGGUGGUGGGGCACAAGGCCCAUGGAGCCGUGCCGCAGCCUGGAAGCGUCGUCAUCGCCCGAGUAACAAAGGUUAUGCCUAGAAUGGCCAAUGCUGAUAUCAUGUGUGUUGACUCAAAGGCAAUCAAAGAAAAGUUCACUGGCCUGAUAAGGCAGCAAGAUGUUCGUGCGACUGAAAUCGACAAGGUGGAUAUGUACCAGUCAUAUCGGCCUGGGGACAUUGUUAGAGCUGUGGUUCUUUCUCUCGGUGAUGCAAGGGCCUAUUAUCUUUCCACUGCGAAGAAUGAACUUGGCGUUGUUUCAGCACAAAGUAUAGCGGGUGGCACAUUGGUCCCAGUCAGUUGGACUGAGAUGCAAUGUGACUUGACUGGCCAAAUUGAACAAAGGAAAGUUGCAAAGGUGGAAUAGAUGUGCUAGCCAUCCUGAUAAAUGUUUUUGAUGGUGUACAACAUGGUGACCAGCGAAACCAGGACCUUGGCUGUGGACUGCUGGUUGUACGAUGUCCAAAUUCUUCUGCACGGAGCAUUUUUUUAGAGAACCCUGGGUGAAUGUAAGUGGGAGAUCGUCCACAAAGAUUGUUAGCCAGGAGAGUCCAUCUUGUGAUCUGUAACUCGUGAGCUAGUGACAUUGCCGUUGAGCCGAGUUUUGUAUACAGUGGAAAUUCUGGUUUUGCAUUUGUUGAGAUGUGUUGCUGUGUC